Molecule: messenger RNA, 927 nt
Organism: Penicillium hordei
Lineage: Eukaryota; Fungi; Ascomycota; Eurotiomycetes; Eurotiales; Aspergillaceae
Product: 2EXR domain-containing protein
Exons: 1
Coding region: 1-927 (308 amino acids)
Source: RefSeq, a predicted model, not a curated record
AUGGAGCGAUUCUCCACCCUGCCAGCCGAGUUGCGCCAGCUGAUCUGGGAGUUUGCCAUUCCAGGGCGAGUCGUUGAGAUUGGAGAACCGUGCGACCCAGAUAUCUUACCAGAGGAAGACCUCAGACAAGCAUGGAUCCUUAACAGGAAGUAUCCAGUCACUGCUCAUGUCUGUUGGGAAUCCCGCCAAAUUGCUUUGGCCAAACUCAAGCUCCCCACAGGUGUUUCCGUCGCGCCGGAUUGCUUGACAGACGCUCGAUGGUGGUGGAAGUCUACCGAUAUUAUUCACGUCAAUGCGCCUGAGAUUGACACAGAUUCACAAAGACACAGACUGGAGGAUGACCUGCUCGACUUGAUAAAAGUUCCGAUUCUAUGCAAAAAGGUCUCUAUCAGUGCGGACGUCGUCCACCCUUUUUUGCGGUUCCGUCGUAGGCCGGAUAUCCCAAAGUCACUGGUGUGGGAAGUACUUUGCGCACUGAAUACAUGCAUUAUCUCCCUGCACACCGUCUGCAUCCGGGCUACCAACGAGCAAGCUCGGGAGCUGGGCCUCUUUGGCAACGGUGACGAGCCAGCACAGUUAAUCGACCCGUCUGACAAGGCAGCCAUCGAGCGAUUCAGACAGCUCUGGAUGAACACAGAACAAGAGGUAUCUUCGGUCAAGUUCUUCGACACAAUCGACACCAGAAGGUUCUCUUUUCGAGUCGACAGGUGGCUCGCGGAGAUGUCAGCGGACUACAUCGAUUUCAAAUGGACCAAUCCACCGUUCCCAACCCCAGGACCGCAGGCUAUAACUCAAGGACUUCGUCGGUACCCAUUCAAAAGACACGAACCCAACACCAAACAAUAUCUUGUUGAUAUGCCCACUCUGGAAUUGAGGAUCAUGUUUCGACUCUGCCCACCUGCGGUGGUCGAUCCGGUGAUUACAUAA